CAGGGGAUGGAGUUAAUCUGAAGGGGGAGUGCCGCAGGAGAGAGUCUAUAUAUACAUGUGGACCCUGGGAGGCUGGUGCUUUUAGUUGGACUCUGUUGGAACACUAGAGAACACCUCUGAACAUUUCACCAGACUAACGUCAUUUUCUUUCUCAAAUCGGACACAUCCUGGAGUUAUAAUUUCAAAGCCAUCUUAAUUAUUCUUACAAAGGAGGACUUGAAACAAUCAGGAUCAUUGUAUUGUUCAACAAGGGUAAGAAGGAUAAGACAGCCUCUCUGCUUUGAACCACAAUGAAUCGGGUGGAAGAAUGGGUUUUGGAGAACAAGGACAAGAUCGAGAAAGGAGUGGAAAUCAUGGGGCAAAGCUGCGAGGUUUUAGCAGCCACCGUGGGACAGUUCCACCCCAUCCUGGAGGCCGUGUUUUUGGCCUCGGCCGAACUCCUCGGAAACCCAGAAGGCAAAGAGGCCAAGUUCCUGGCUGAGCAGUUUGAAAAGAUCAACCAGACACUUGAAGGUAUUCGAGAUGAAAUCGACCAAAUUGCUUUAGAGUUGCAGCGGACGACCAUGAAUAAGCAGAACUUUGACUAUGAGGCGAAGAUAAUCAGUCAAUAUGAGAAGUUUCAAGACUUUGUCAAUGCUAAGCCCAAGUUCAAGGAGAAGAAGAAGGACAAGUUUAUAACCCAGUAUGAGAACACUGGUCGCGAUCUGAACAUUGAUUCCUUGUACAAUGCUGUAACUGGCGAGAAUACCUCUGGAGAUGCCAUGUUGGACACGGUGGUGACCACAGAGCAAAGGAGCAGGAAGCCAGUGGAGGAGUUCUGUGCCAGAUUGAAGAAGCUAUUUGUCAUGGGAAUUAUAGCAGUCAUGGGUCACACCGCCCUGAAAGAGGGAGCGGUAGGCGAGGCCAUGGUGAAGAAAUGGCAGGAUCGCAUGGAAGACGUAGAGACACGCAUGAAAGCGGCGGUGGAUGACUGCAUUGAGAAUUUCCCUCAGCAGGCCAAGACGGAUGUGGAGCAUCAACUUCUGGAGCGUCAAGCCAACGUUGACCCAGAGUUCACUGGAUUUAUACUGGAUAUCCUUGCGAAUAAAUAUUACUGGGUUUCCUGGUCAGUUCGGGUCUUCAACCACAGUGGCAUAUUCCUCUGGAAUUGGCUCGCUGGCAAAAAGUAUCAUGGAAGUGGUGGAGGUGGCAACUUUUUUGAUCUUCUGACCCCAAACAACAUCAGAAUCGUGGUGUCUUUCAGUGCAGACCCAAAACCGAUUAACAAGAGCCAGAUUGUAGAUCAGAUAGAGACUCAAAAGUUGAAGGGGGACAUGCAGUCUGUGGCUCAGACGCUGUGGAAGAUGCUUCCCAACACUGUGGUCCAUGCCAUUAGCUGCUAUAAGAAAGUAGAAGAAAAAAACAACUUCCAGCCAGAAUGUUUCUACUUUGGGAGUCACAAAAAGGCAUAUCUGUGCAUUCAUUCUGAAUAGACAUGCGAAAAAUUUAAAUUGGCAAUCAGCCUUCUACGUAAAUACUUCUGGUUUAGAACGUUUGAUUGUAUUAAAUAGCUGAACAUUAUAAAGCAAACGAUGACUGAAUUGUUACGGUGCACCUACAAUGAGAACGUAUAUUAUUGCUGGUUCACUUUAUUUUCGCAUGUCAGUGCAUAAAAGGACCAUAAAGAAAUGUUUGUAUGUGACCAAACAUAAAUGCGUACUUUUCAGAUAAAAAAAAAUUGUAUGUUUUGUAGUUUAGAAUACAUUUGAAAGAGCGGUUGAGUGGAGAAAACUUAUACGAUCAACAGAUUCAUGGGAUUUCAUUGUUAGUCGUGGUGUUUACAAUCAAAAAGCAUUUCAUUUAAACUUUAGAUUAUAGAAAAAGUCUUUACUGGAAAAAUGCUAUAAUAAGCAUUCAGUUAACUAGCUAUAUAUACUCUGUAACCCAAGAAUCAUGUCCGUUUCUUGUUUAUGAUUGUAUGUAAUCACAAAUAAAACAACUAUGAUCUAGAAAUUUGUUUCAAAGUAUCAAGAGCCAUCCAAAUGGACCAUAUUCAAGACAGAUAUUAUACUUUUUUUAAUUAAACUUACUGUAUGU
Messenger RNA from Sinocyclocheilus anshuiensis, 2076 nucleotides. RefSeq lists its product as uncharacterized. The transcript is spliced from 3 exons. Lineage: Eukaryota; Metazoa; Chordata; Actinopteri; Cypriniformes; Cyprinidae. Bases 291 to 1472 code for a protein of 393 amino acids. The record is from RefSeq and is a predicted model, not a curated record.